AUAAAUUAAAAACUGGCAACAAAGCAUGUUGUUGUUUUUACAAACUGGGGAUUCGUUGAUCAGCGACAGGAAGAAUGGAUUCUAAACACGAAGCUCUGAAGAGAAAAAGAAUUAAAAGUGAUGAAGCGUCAUCAGACAGCGACACCGAACCGAAGAAACCUCUCUGUAAAUAUGGUGAAAAAUGCUACCAAAAAAAUCUGAAUCAUAUACAGAAAUUUCGGCAUCCUCACAGAGACAACGUCGUCGUUAAACCUAAAUUAGAAGAUGAGAAGGGGGAAACAACUGAUGAAAGUGUGAUUGCUUCAGGCUCAACUGAAAUUGUAGAACAAAAACAAACUGGGAUUGACGAUAGCAAUAAUCUCUUGGCAAAUCAGGAAAGUGAGCCCCAGAAAACUAAAUUGGAAGCUGAUGAUGAAUUGCCACCUUCACCUGAAGAUGUGAAGGAAAAUAUAAAGCUUAAGUUCCUUGUUGACAUGCCAGAUGAUUUUUAUGAGUUCUGGGCAUUUUGCCAAUCUAUCUGUUCAAAAAAUACUUUAGAAACAUUUAAGGAUUCUCUUGGACUAGAAUUAGUUGGUCCAUUUCAACUACUUGAACAAAACUCAAACAGAAGUAAACCAAAGGAAAAAUGCGGCAAUUCAUUGACACAGUGGCGAUUUUAUUAUGAUCCACCUGAAUUUCAGUGUGUAAUGAUUGAUGACCUAAGCAAAGGAUUUCAUAUAGGGUAUUUCCGUGACGUCCCAAAUGAAAUGCCAAUGUUUGUUGGUUCCAACACGGAAUCAGAAGGCUGUGUUUUAACUCCCAUGAGCGAUAAUCUCUUCUCUGCUCUAAGUCAGAUCAUAUCUGCGAGGAUUAAGAAAGCCGACCCGUUUAAAAAAAGCCAACUGGCUACGUUGAAAAAGCAAUUAGAAGAUUGGGCAAACAAAAAUGAUAUCAUAAUUGAGCCCCAGAGUGAGAUUGUAAAAAAGAGAAAGAAGCUCAUGGUUGCUAAGACGUUUUACGAAUGUGGCAUUGUGGUUCCUGUAGAUAAAAAAACACAAGUUGGUUAUAGAAAAAUACCAGAGACAGAUGCUAACAUAAAAAAAAUUUGCAAAAAAAUUGUUGAAAGCCCAAAUUUGUCUGAACAAAAUAAGAACAGUGAUGCCCUUCAAGAAUUGGUGACUUAUGUGCAGUAUGCUAACGAUGAAUCGGACUACGGAAUGGGCUUAGAGCUUGGAUUAGAUUUGUUGGCCUAUGGAGGAGAUGUUUUCCAUCCAACAUUACUUCAUCUACUGAGCGUUGCUUACGAACUGCUGGAACGCCAUGAAUUCACCGUUAUUCUCCAGGCACACAUGAAAGAAAGACGGCGAUUGGCCAAGAACGAUGCCGUAAAAUAGAUGCACUUUUGUACGACCAUCAUGAUCAGGAUACCAUUAAAGAUUUUGUGUGCCUUCCUUUUUAGGUGCAAACUAAAGCGAAGAUCCCCCAGCAAGUUUUGAAACAUUUGUUAGUAUGGAUUGGUUUAAGAAGAAUUAUUUCAGUCUAGCAAGUAGCAACCCUUGUCUCGUUUGACAAGACUCGCGAGCAUUCUCGAAGCUGUUGCAAACAAAAAAAUAAAUUAAAUUAAUCUCCGA
Messenger RNA from Daphnia pulex (common water flea), 1610 nucleotides. It is a transcript of the gene Hpf1, whose product is annotated as histone PARylation factor 1-like. The record is from RefSeq and is a predicted model, not a curated record. Gene Ontology annotation, biological process: regulation of protein ADP-ribosylation; DNA damage response. Gene Ontology annotation, cellular component: nucleus. The transcript has 8 exons. Lineage: Eukaryota; Metazoa; Arthropoda; Branchiopoda; Diplostraca; Daphniidae. Bases 75 to 1373 code for a protein of 432 amino acids. Gene Ontology annotation, molecular function: histone binding; poly-ADP-D-ribose binding.